This is a messenger RNA of Nematolebias whitei (Rio pearlfish), 3136 nucleotides long. It is a transcript of the gene lzts2a, whose product is annotated as leucine zipper, putative tumor suppressor 2a. The transcript is spliced from 7 exons. Bases 20 to 2371 code for a protein of 783 amino acids. Gene Ontology annotation, biological process: negative regulation of canonical Wnt signaling pathway; cell division. Lineage: Eukaryota; Metazoa; Chordata; Actinopteri; Cyprinodontiformes; Rivulidae. The record is from RefSeq and is a predicted model, not a curated record.
CUGAUGCUGUCAGGCUGCCAUGGCUCUGGUCCAGGCACUACCAGUGAGUGACCAUCCCAACCCAGGUCUUGACCUCCAACAGUGCCGACUGCUACCAUCCCACCUUCCAUCGGAUCCCUGCUCUGGCCCCUGUGGGUCCUGCAGUUCCGAGACAGCCAUGGGUUCAGUCAGCAGUCUCAUAUCAGGGCGGACGUACCAGGAGAGGCACUGCAGACCUGCCAACGAAUUCUCUACCAAGCAACGGCGCUCCACGCCAGCCACCAGCUGCUUUCGCCUGCAGGAUAACACCCUCCACAGCGGGAGCUCCCUGGAGCAGCUGCUGGUUAUCAGCAACCAAACACAGCCUCACGCCCAGGUUCUGCCUCCACCCCUGCCCACCAAGAAGCUGCCAAGACCUGGAAACUCUGCCGGGACAGGUGGUGGGGGAGCAGUUACUGGAGCAGCAGGCGGUGUCCGUAAUGGGAACUUUAUGUAUGUAAACAACGAGGUGGUGCUUGGAGACUGGAACGACAACCUGGUUAUUACAACUGCGAGUCCCUGCAGUGACUCUGAGGACCAAAAGGACAACAGGACGGUGAACGACAACAUCGGAGGACCUCCUCCUAAACUUGUCCCAGUGUCUGGACAGUUAGAGAAGAACAUGGAGAAAGUGUUGAUCCGCCCCACAGCUUUCAAACCAGUUGUUCCCAAGAACCGUCACUCUGUGCAGUACCUGUCUCCACGGACAGGAGGCAGCACGCCGUCUGAGAGCCAGGCCAGCCUAAACCUCCUGUUGCCCCACGGAGCCCCCAGCAGCACCACCGGCACAAACGGUAAUAGUGGAAGCUGCAUUUCCAGCUCCGAGGGGAAGCAGAACUCGUACAGCGGGGGGCGCAACGCUCGCAGCAGCCAGUCCUGCUCCAUGUCAGACUCAGGGAGGAACUCCCUCUCUAGCCUCCCUACCCACAGCAGCACAGGCUACAGUUUGGCCCCCAGUGAGGGAUCCAGCUCAGGUUCUGGUUCCGGGGGCCAGGUGGAGCCUGUGCCGGGUCUGGGACGCCACGCUUCAGGUGGAAACGGGAGCCACGGUCACAGCAACUCGGACAGCGGGCGUUCCUCUUCCAGCAAGAGCACAGGUUCAGGGUCAGUAAGUGGGCGCGGGCAGCCCCUGUCUGACAGCGGGUCCUGUGGCCACUCGCCCCCACCGGUGGAGGGGUACGAGGAGGUGGUGAAGGAGCUGGAGGAGAAGCUGAGGGAACGAGACCUAGAGCUCCAGCAGCUCCGAGAAAAUCUGGAUGAGAAUGAAGCUGCCAUUUGCCAGGUUUAUGAGGAAAAGCAACGUCGUUGUGAAAGAGAGAUGGAGGAGUUGAGACAGAGCUGCGCUUCGAAGAUGAAGCAGACGUCUCAGAAAGCCCAGCGAGCCCAGCAGGUGCUGCAGCUACAGGUGUUUCAGCUGCAACAAGAAAAGAAGAAGCUGCAGGAAGACCUCUCCUCUCUGCUGCAGGACAGAGAAACUCUGGAGAGAAAGUGUGCGACCAUCCAGAGGGAGCAGACUCAGCUGGGGCCCUGUCUGGAAGAGACAAAGUGGGAGGUGUGCCAGAAGUCUGGAGAGAUCUCCCUCCUGAAGCAGCAGCUGAAAGAAAUCCAGUCGGAGCUCAGCCAGAAAGCAGGGGAGAUUGUGGUCUUGAAGGCCCAGCUGAGAGAAGCUCGCUCUGAGCUGCAAGCAAGUCAGACUCGAACCCAAGAAGCCCAAACCACCAUCCGGACCAGGACCCUGGAGCUGGAAGUCUGCAAGAACGAACUCCAGAGACGAAAGAGCGAAGCUGAGCUUCUCCGAGAGAAAGUCGUCCGUUUAGACGAGGAGUCAACUCGUCUCCGGGACACCCUGUCCAAUCACACCGGAUCCUCUCUAAAUGGAAGUGCGACCAAGAAGGGACACUGCAUGAGCCUCUCCCUUCAACAGGGUAGAGGCGUGGGAGGAAGAGGGGGUCCGAGCCCCUCGAUGUACCGCGAUGGAGAGGACAAUUAUCUGGUGUGGGGAGGAGAGAGCGAUGAAGCCAAGGCACAGAGGCAGAAUGCAGAGACACUACUCGGUCUAAGACAACAGGUGGAAAGAAUGAGAGCUGAGCUCAUGUAUGAGAGACGGAGUAAUGAGGAGCAGCUGUCACGGUUUGAGGAGGAGAGGAAGGUGUGGCACGAUGAAAAGGAAAAGGUGAUCCGCUACCAAAAGCAGCUGCAGCAGAACUACAUCCAGAUGUAUCGACGCAACCGCGAUCUGGAGCGAGUGAUGAGGGAGCUGAGCCUGGAGCUGGAGAACAGGGACAUGGACUACGAGGUCCGCAGCGGCAGCAAUGACAUCCACUUUGAGGAAAUUACUGCCACGGAGAUCUGAGCGCGCACGCGCACAGUAACGUGCGUGCAGAAUGAGGAAAACAGCUCAGAAAACAUUGAAACGCUGCACUGUCUUCAAUAUGAAGCCCUAAACGAGCUCACACUACCAAUCACUGUUAAAGGGGACAAUUUCCAAAGGUGCAUUCAUUACUUCCUGCUAGUAGAGACAUAGCCCAAUAAAUCCUUAAUAUAAGGCGUCUCUUACAGUGUUUUAUUUGUAUUUUUUUACCUUUACAAAGCCAGCACAAAGACUGCUUUUCUCCAGAGAGAAGUGUUGAAUUCUCAGAAUAUCUUCAAAUCAGGGUAUUUGAAAUCAGUAAGAACUUCAUGCAAAAAAAAGAGUAAUCUGGUUUUCAUGCACGCAUGAGCGUCAGACAGCUGUCCAUCAGCAGGUGUGUAAUCAUGCAUCAAAUGACCCAUCUAAACUGUUUAUUGGCAACGCAAACAACCACUUUCACCCACCCCCCUCAACGCCCAAAACCCACAUUAGCAUCCUGUCUUUUUCCUUUGCAGUGUUGACGUUCAUGGCUGCUAAUUUAAUGCAUUUUUCAAAAUACGAUUUGUAUUUUUAAUAGCAAAUAGACUGUUUUCUAUCAUCUCAGAGAUUUUAAGCAUAAACCGUCUUCACCGGCGUGAAAGUAUUUGCUCACCCUAAGCAACAUGAUGCCAUCUGCCCUUUUUUUUUAUGCGGGUUGAAGAUGUCCAGUCCAUACAAUUCUAAUUUUAGUUCUUGGUUUCCCUAAAUGCAGAACCAUUUUCUGUCAUU